AAAAAUAAAACUGAGUCGAGUCGAGUCAAUCUGUCAAAGUGAAGUCAAGUCAAAUUUUUCUAUAAAAAUUGCAAAUAUUUUCCUAUUCUAUUCUUGUAAGUUUCAUAAUACAACAAGUUUCUUUCUUACAAGAUGAAGCUGUCGCUUGUACUGUUUCGACGAAAUCGCUUACCAAAUGGACAUUUGUUUCGAGGAAAAGAUCGAUUAGUAAAAAAAGUUGAACCAAAACAUCUCAAGAAAAUUCAAGAUGAUUUUGCAAUAGAGGAAAAAAAUAUGUUUUAUUUACGGUUUCCGUACCUCACAGAAGCUGAAAGCAGUGGCCACACUAAAGCCCUUGGUAAACCAGAAAUGAGGAAAGAGAAACUGUUAGACAAUCAAAGAAGGAUCUUCAAACAAGAUGUUACUUUAUAUGAGAGGCUACAACAUCUCAGAGUGAAGGAAUCUUGGGAGUAACUCCUAAUCAUGUAGUUUAGUGUACAUAGGUUAUUUAAUGUAGUAAAAAUUAUUAAUAAAAUUUAAUAAACAA
Molecule: messenger RNA, 526 nt
Organism: Spodoptera litura
Lineage: Eukaryota; Metazoa; Arthropoda; Insecta; Lepidoptera; Noctuidae
Biological process (GO): mitochondrial translation
Cellular component (GO): mitochondrial ribosome
Molecular function (GO): structural constituent of ribosome
Source: RefSeq, a predicted model, not a curated record